Molecule: messenger RNA, 2610 nt
Organism: Contarinia nasturtii (swede midge)
Lineage: Eukaryota; Metazoa; Arthropoda; Insecta; Diptera; Cecidomyiidae
Product: clavesin-2-like
Exons: 3
Coding region: 732-1664 (310 amino acids)
Cellular component (GO): membrane
Molecular function (GO): phosphatidylinositol bisphosphate binding
Source: RefSeq, a predicted model, not a curated record
AAGAAUGGAUGACAUUUUAGAUUUACAGAUCACCCGAAUGAUGUAAGUGAUUGUGUCAGUCAGACCCUCGUCUAAAACGAUCAUUUUCGAUUCAAAGAAUGGCACAUCACCGCAGUGAUUGAAAGCAGAAAAGAAAAAGAGGAAAACAGAACAUUUUUGUACGCAUGCAUGAUUACUGUGAUCCACACGCACAAACACAUUCAAACCGGUAAUUAUUGCGCACGGUGGAAUAAAACGCAACCGACAAACCAUGUCAAUGAAUACAGAAUAAAAUUACGCGCUAACGUAUCGGUGCGCACACACACACACCGCUUACAAACGACUUCAACCAGUUGAUGAUUCAUUUUUACUUUGUUGUUGCUGUUUUAUGGCAUCCAAUACCCCCAUCAGUUUUAGUCGCCUCAAUAUGCUGUAGGCAAUUUGCUAACGAACACCUUUUUUUGUAUAAUUUGUUGUGUGCUACUUGCUCGAAUUCUCUUGUCUGCUCAAACUCAUUUUAACACACUUCAAUUCUACGAAUGGUUAAAUUUCGAGAAAGAGCCGGUGAUGAUUCAAUGAGCCUAAUGGAGUAAACGGCGAUAAAAAUUCUUUCUGUUUUAUUUUUGGAUAAAAAAAAUUGCGCAAUCAAAAGAUACACAAACACCGGGAGGGUGAAUAAACCAGUUUCCAGUCGAGUGAAUCAAGCCCACGCCAAGCACUUAAAGAAACAACGAUCCGAAACACAUACCAGCAUGUCCGAUUUUUUCGAAUAUAAAUUCUACACACGUGACAAAUUGCAUUGCGAUCAAUUUUUGUAUAACAACAAAACGAUCGAAUACAAUGUAAACGAUCCAAAAGAUCGUAAUCACGCAUUGAAUGAACUGAAGCAAUUGAUUGGUGAGAGCAUUGACUUUGCUCUCAAAGAUAAAUCGUGUGCAGACGAUGAUGAAUUUUUGCUUCGAUUUUUAUUCGCACGAAAUUUCGUGAUAAGCGAUGCAUUUAAAUUGCUGGUCAAUUAUCACAGUUUCAAACAACGAAAUGUUAACAUUUUGAGCAAAAUAUCCGCCUUGGAUGAAGGUAUUCAGUUGGCAUUGCGAGAUGGUUUCCCCACAAUAAUACCGCAACGCGAUCGUAAAGGACGUAAAAUAUUGAUUUUAUUUGCCGCCAAUUGGAAUCCAAUCGCAUAUUCUCUUAUAACCGUAUUUCGUGCGCUGUUGCUGUCGAUGGAAAAACUCUUGGAAGACAUUCAAAAUCAAGCCAAUGGAUUUGUAUUGAUUGUAGAUUGGACCAAUUUUACAUACAAACAAACCGGCAAUUUACAGUUGAAAGUCAUCAAGAUCAUGAUUGAAGGAUUACAAGACUGUUUUCCAGCCAAAUUCAAAGAAGUGCAUUUUGUGGGUCAGCCUUGGUAUGUCGAAGCAACGUUAACAGUGAUUCGACCAUUUUUGCAAGAGGAAACGCGAGAGAAUUUAUUCAUGCAUGGAGCAAAUUUAUCAACAUUACAUGAUAGUAUUGCCAAAGAUGUACUUCCGACCGAGAUGGGUGGUGAGACAAAAUCCAUAAAUCCAUUGGACUGGGUUCAUAUUCUGCUCGAAUCAAGCCAAAAUCCAACCGAAUGUCAACGGUAUCGAUUCACUCAAUCGACCAAUUACACACAAACACCAAAAGCGUGCACAUCAAAAUAGUGACCGUUCAAACAUUUUCACAUUGACUACAGAUCUUCCAGUUCCAAUCAUAUUAGAAAUAUAGUAUUCUUUUUUAUUUAAGAGUCCAUUAGGUCAAAUAAGAGAAAUAUUCAUUUUUUAGAUGUUAAGGCAACUAUAUAUCUAUUUUUGCAACGUUUACAGAUCUGGAAUGAUUUAAUAGGUUUAGAACAAAGACAAUAGAAUGAGGAAAGAUGACAAUAUUUUUUUUUUUUGGGAAUUACAAUUUAUAAAGUGUUAAGAGUGAUUUUUGCACACAAUCGACAUCACAACGAAUUUAAUGGAUUGAUUGUUAUUCACAGGCACGUGUUUAGAGUGAAACUCACACACAUAUAGGUAGAACAUAAUUUUAAGAAAUUUGUCUUCUGAAUGAUGGCAAAUACUGCUCAUCUCAGGCUGGCUUAUUCUAGCAUCAUUAUCAUAGACAUAGAGUAAAAUUAAUUGAACACAAAAUUAACACAAUCAAAUGAUUUGGUGAAAUUUUCAAAUUCAAACACCUUCAUUAAAACACAUGUGAUAAUCAUGACAAAUAAAUGUUAAUCUCAUUUAACUUCAUUAAUGUGAAUGUUGACAUUCAAAAUAUGUUCUAAUUAGAAUCGAAACAAUCGAAUUAUCUAAGCACUUUGAAUGAAAUGUUUAAAUGAAUUUUGAAUGUUUACAUCUCGAAAAUUUUAUAAAUUAUUUUGUAUUUCACCAAUUUCAAAGAGAGUCGAAUGGUUUUUAUCGCAGCAACUAUUUACAAUACUCGAAUUAUCUUUAUUUAUAAAUAACAUGUAAACAUUUCGAUGGGCCGCGCACAAUACUGAAAAACGUGGAUUUUGCUUGGUUGGCCUCGUAUUUGUAAAUUUAAGAAUCUCAGAUAAAAGCAUGGAAUAUAUUUAUUGUGUGAGUCUUGAAAUGCAAAUAAAAAAAAUCAGUGCAAUGUUUG